Molecule: messenger RNA, 1940 nt
Organism: Paecilomyces variotii
Lineage: Eukaryota; Fungi; Ascomycota; Eurotiomycetes; Eurotiales; Thermoascaceae
Product: autophagy-related protein 17
Exons: 1
Coding region: 165-1784 (539 amino acids)
Biological process (GO): autophagy of mitochondrion; autophagy of peroxisome; autophagosome assembly
Cellular component (GO): Atg1/ULK1 kinase complex; phagophore assembly site
Molecular function (GO): molecular adaptor activity; protein kinase activator activity
Source: RefSeq, a predicted model, not a curated record
UAUCUUUCUACCAGUUGAACCAGUAUUGGCAUGCUGUUUGCGUCUUUCUUACUAUUACACCUCCGCGGUUCCGUAGAUUGGCGCCAUCUGCUACUCUCAAAAAGGGGCUUCUGUUAUGCUAUAACUAACAUAUCCAUAGAUCAUUAGACGUAUAGUGGUGAGACAUGGCAUCAUCCCAGUCGUCCUCGGGUUCCAGCGCGGCCGGCCAUGAUAGCGGACUCGACCAGGACCAGGCAGGUCCGAAGCCGCAGCUGGAGACUUUGGUGUCUCAUCUCGUCGCGGCUAAAAGAUCGCUCUCUUCGAUCAAUCACGUAUGGCGGGCCAAUGAGAUAGUGACGACAGCACGCUCCGCCCUGGAGGAAAGCGUCGUGGUAUCAGCCCGCACAGGAUUCCUGCGCCGUGGGUUGAACAACCAGCUCCGGCUCCUCUAUGGUGUGCGUGCGGAGGUCGAGGAGGUAUCUCAUCGAGGUCGUGCAGAGUUUGAGGCCGUACUAAAAGAGCUGGACGCUGCUGAUGCGCGUCUCAGGGAGACCUUGAACACACUACGGGACACUAUUGUCCAUGCCGCAUUCCGUCCAGAAGGAGAAGAACCGAAAAGCCUGCAUGACUUUGUGGACGAGCGUGGUGUAGAAGAACUGCAGGUAGCUCUCAAGGGAUCAAUAGAUCAUAUUAAUGCGGCCCAGGCCCAGCUGGAUGAAUCCAACUAUGCGUUCGACGAUGAAUUGCGGCAUAUCCAACAAGCCCUGGAGCGAUAUCGGGUUGCAACCAAGCUAGCAUCAUCACGCUCUCCUACCUCCUCGUCAUCUUCAGUCAAUUCAAAUGCCACCCUACCUUCUCCGGCUGCGAUGCCAGCCAUGCUGCGCUCUCUGGAGUCGCACGCGCAGGAGAUGGCAGACCUUUUGGAAUCUCUCGUGAGACAUUUCGACCUAUGCGUUACGGCCGUAAAGCAUACUGAAGGUGGUGGUGCUGCGGCCCGGUCGAUCACGGGAGACAUUCCGAAUGGUGUCAAUGUGGGUGUCCGCGUCGGUGACGAGAUAGAAGAUGGCGGUGAUGUGAAUUCCAAUUCUGCGCUAGAGCCGCUUUCGAACUCUGAGUACGAAGAGAUGCUCAACGUUCUUACCAAAGAUGCUGCAGAGGCCGAGGAUGUAGUACUGGAGAUCCAAGAGCAUAUUGGAGAUAUGGAAUCUAUUUUGGAGACCUUGCUUGCCCAGCGAGAUGCAAUUCUCACAGUGUCUAACGCAACAACCGGUAUCUUCGAGCAUCUCUCGUCACUUGCUUCUACUCGCCUACCAAACUACAUCGCUCAGGCCCAUCAUUUCGCUCGCGUUUGGGGCGAAGAACAUGAACGGAUCAGGGCUGGAAUGAAUGAUAUUUCCGACCUUCGCUCCCUAUAUCUGGGAUUCUUGGAUGCCUACGACGGGCUCAUCCUAGAGGUUUCGCGACGGAAGCACGUACGACAAGGCGUGGAAAAGAUACUGCGCGAAGCCAGGGCAAAACUCGACCAACUCUACGAAGAGGAUGUCAAUGCUCGCGAGGCUUUCAGAGUCGAACAGGGUGACUAUCUCCCAUCCGACAUCUGGCCAGGUGUCGGGAGAGAGCCUAUGAGAGUAGAGUUCGUUAGAAUCUCAGGAGGUAGGCUAGACGACCAGGCCGCACACCCUGGUGAGGAGGGUCCAGAAACAGCGGAGCCCGACGACGGCGACUACAUCCCCAGCCUUCCCAAACAAGUUGUCGAGGAAGCAAUCACACGACUCAAGGCACGAGCUAAGGCUACCACGCUAUGAUUUCCUCACUUUAUGACUUGCUCUUUUCAAGGCCAGCAUGGCGUUCACAGGUACUAGUCUGUUUAACAUAUACUUCGGGAAUACCAACCAUAUCUAUUUUACCAUCUUACCUCGCCUCUGCAUCCAGGACCACUACUUGUUUUUUCCUCUUGACAG